AUGGAGUGGAUGGUCUGGCUAUUGCUCGUUCCAAUUGUGAACGCUUAUCUAUAUGAGAAUUUUAUAGACGAAUCUGAUUCAUGGAUGCUGGAAUACACCCUGAGCAAUGGAAACGAGGAUUCCAGCCCGUGCACCGACUUCUACGAACAUGCGUGUGGCAAGUACGCGGAGCGCCACAUUGAUGAGCCCUUCAGCGGAAUCUUUGAGGAGGUGAACCACAAGGUGAACAAUUACCUUCUAGAAAUGGUAAAUAAGCUAGAAGGGAUUCACCAUGAUUCUAUCGAUGCGAGGCUCUCAAGAUUCUACCGCAGUUGCCUCGAAGCGCCGCCAGCAACGCGGAAGAUUGAGCAUUUCUUGAGACUGGCUCCUCCAGGCGAAGGGCUCACUUGGCCUCUUUUGACGACCAAUGGAACUGAUUGGCCUAAGGAUCCAAUUAAGUGGAUAAAAACCCUGGCACAUCUGCGGCGAUACGGCCUUAACGAUGUUCUAUUAAACAUGGAGUUUGAUCAUAAUUAUUAUAACAAUUCUAGUAUUCUCUUGAAGCUUAGUAGCCCCGAGAACAUCCAGGCAUUAGACUUUCGGGAAGCACAAAGAAUUCUUCGGGACUUGAACAUACCGUCAGUUAGGAUCACGACUCUCUUGCGAAAGCUCGGUAAUAUGGAAUUUGAUAUUAAUUCACUAGCCGAAUCGCAGCAAAACGGCCAGAUUAUGAGUGUGGAAAACAUGAAGAGACAAACCGGUUACGACUGGCAGGAGUUCGUCCAGACAUUAGUUGGCAUCGACAUUAAACCCAACUUCCGGUUGAUGGUGGAGAACUUGAAUUACUUUAUCGCCCUCAAGCGGCAAUUAGAAUUCACUGACCCUGAGCUGUUGGGUAACUAUAUAAUGAUCAAGUUUGCCAUCUUUCUGCAGAACGAAAUCGAAGGCAGUGGAGAUUCAAUAGGGUGCAUAAAGUAUGUGCGCCGCCACAUGUAUAUGGCCACAAGCCUGCUCAUUGCGGAAAGCCGCAAUUUAAAUCUCAAAAAUCAUUUAGAGAUAAUUGAGAAGAUCUUUGAAGGAGUUCGCCAGCAGUUGCUCCUAAAAAUCCAGCACAAUCGCCUUGACCUGACCGCAGAGCAGAAGGAUAUGGUUUCGAGGAAGGUUCGGGACACUGUCCUCAACAUCAGCAAACUGCCUGAGGGGCACAAUCUUCGGGAAUUUCUCUUUAAAUACUAUGAGGGUCUGGAGAUUCCUUUGGUGGACCAGGACUUUGCUCGGGAUCACCUCAUUCUUUCGCAGUUUUGGAACAGAAAGCAUCUGACGAAAUUAAGCCAACCGGCUCCAAAUCCCAAAAAUGAAUUCAUUUUGACCGAACCAAACAUGAUUGAAAGCGCUGAGCCGUACUAUUUGCCCCAAGGGAACGUUAUCGUCGUACCAGUUGACCUAGUGCAGGAUCCAUUCUUUCUGUUGAACACCCACGACGUCUUCAAGUAUAGCUCAAUGGGAUUUGUUCUCGCCAGAGAACUCAUGCACGCCAUCGACCCAAUUAAUAUCCGGUUCGACAGCGAGGGGAACCUUAACGAAGCUGGAGUUGAAAUCGCGAAUUCGCCGCGGUUCUUGGAGAGUCUGCAGUGCUUUAACACAACAGACUCAAACAUCAAAGGUCUCUUGGCUCAUAUCGGUGGAAUUAAUCUCGCCUACUCCGCUUACUUGGAAAGCAUUAAAAGCAGUUCGAAGAAUGGAAGCGAUAGCUCGGUCAUUGGUGUUCACCCAAACAACAUUACCAGCCUUCCCCUGCAACAGGUAUUCUUUCUAAAUGCGGCGCAGUCCUUCUGCAGAGAUGGUCUGGAUAAUAACAAUGUGUGGUUGAAGGAAAUGCUGUACAGCUAUUUUCCGUUCGACAGCGCUUUUGAAUGUUUCCCAAAAGAAGAUCAGUGUCGGAUGUGGUGA
Drosophila rhopaloa is the source of this 1929-nucleotide messenger RNA. Its product is annotated as neprilysin-like. Gene Ontology annotation, biological process: protein processing. The transcript has a single exon. The record is from RefSeq and is a predicted model, not a curated record. Gene Ontology annotation, molecular function: metalloendopeptidase activity. NCBI's taxonomy places the organism in Eukaryota, Metazoa, Arthropoda, Insecta, Diptera, Drosophilidae. Gene Ontology annotation, cellular component: plasma membrane. The coding region runs from base 1 to 1929 and encodes 642 amino acids.